CUUUUAUCGCUUUUCAUUUCAAUGGUGUUUUGAUCACCAUUUUAUUUUGCUAAUGGUGACAAAAAGAGACCGAAAUUUCGCUCUAGUGCCUCGAUCCCGCAUAGAAUGCCUUGGAACAUCUGACGGUACGCUAUUUCUGAAUUUAUUUUAGUUCAUGAAUUGCCGUACUUUCAAGCAGUAAGGGGCUGUUUGGUUAGAGGCCUGGACAAAAUGCCUGAAAAAAAUUGACGUUGCACUGACCCUAGAUGUGGCUGAGCUGCCUGGCCGGACAUCAACCAAACAAAUUAAUUUACCACUCCGGCAGCCAUCAGGUCAGGCGACCAUGCAGCCACGACGCAAUCCAAACGAGCGCUAAACCCCCAAGAUGGCAAAUGGAAUCAGGAAGAACUUUUUCCGCCUCGGUAUUUCUGGCUCUUGAUUGGCCGAAAUCAGGUGUCUCAACAGUCAAAGUCAAACACCGCAGUUCUCUUGUCCGGUCAAACUCGCCGGCUCGCCAAAUAGGUACCGAUCGGAGGCGGAGCUGAGCACACGCCACACACAAAGAACAUGGAGCGCGAGCCGGAGAUGGAGGUUACCCUCCGCGAGUUCGCCGAGGCCGACACGGAGGCGCUCUUCUCCUGGGCGUCCGACCCGCGCGUCGUCCGCUUCCAGCGCCGCGAAGCCUACUCGCGCGUCGACGAGGCCCGCCGCUACAUCCUCGACCACGUCCUGCCGCACCCGUGGUACCGCGCCAUCUGCGUCGGCUCCGUGGUGGUGGGCUCCAUAUCCAUCAAGCCUGGCCCCGCCGAGGAAGGCGGCAGCCGGCGACGCUCGCCGUCGUCAACAAGGGCGUCCCUGGGCUACCGCUUGGCGCACGGGUACUGGGGCCGCGGCAUCGCGACGCGCGCGGUGAGGAUGGCGGCGGAGGCGGCGUUCGCGGAGUGGCCGUGGCUGGCGCGGCUGGAGGCCGUGGCCGACGGCGAGAACCCGGCGUCGCAGCGGGUGCUGGAGAAGGCUGGGUUCGUCCGGGAGGGCGUGCUGCGGCGCUACCUCGUGCUUAAGGGGAGGCCCAGGGACAUGGUCAUGUUCAGCUCCGUCGACACGGAUCGGCGGAACAAGCCCGUGGAGGCCCAUGGGCUCUAGGAGUCGUAUGAUUUGGAAGGGAUCACGUUCCCUGAGUUUAUCGCGCAACGUUCUUCGCGCUGCAGUUGCAUCCAAACAUUUGUAUUCUGAGCGAUAAAAAAUCGAGGAGAAGAUAAAAGUCGUGGCUGGUCUAUCGAUGACAGCAUCAUGUCACGAUCGAAGGAACCAACCACAUGGGUUACUGCCUCGCCAAGGAGAGGGAAAGCCUCCUUUUUUCUGUAGAAAAGAUGAAAACACGGAGAGAAUUCCAUAUUUGCCGCUGAAAUUUUGUUCAGAUGCUCAAA
This is a messenger RNA of Brachypodium distachyon (stiff brome), 1406 nucleotides long. RefSeq lists its product as uncharacterized. Gene Ontology annotation, molecular function: acyltransferase activity, transferring groups other than amino-acyl groups. The transcript has a single exon. The record is from RefSeq and is a predicted model, not a curated record. NCBI's taxonomy places the organism in Eukaryota, Viridiplantae, Streptophyta, Magnoliopsida, Poales, Poaceae. The coding region runs from base 547 to 1122 and encodes 191 amino acids.